AUGGCAGCCGCCGCGGCAUCUGCUGCGCUCGACCCGAGCAACAGCUCGAAGAAUACUCUUAAGCUCGAAAAUACCGAGAAGCGUGACACCCUCAUCGCAAUUGAGAAGAAAUACCAAGCGCAAUGGAAGGAAAACAAGGUCUUCGAGGUCGAUGCCCCAUCCUUUGACGAAGUCCCCCAGGGCUCCAUGACCGCCGCGGAGAUGCGUGAAAAGCACCCCAAGUUCUUCGGUACCAUGGCCUACCCCUACAUGAACGGUACCCUUCAUGCUGGUCACAGUUUCACUGCUAGUAAGGUCGAGUUCAUGGCCCGUUUUGCCAGGAUGGAGGGAAAACGAAGUUUAUUUCCAAUGGGCUGGCAUGCGACGGGCAUGCCCAUCAAAGCUUGCGCCGACAAGCUGCGCGACGAGGUGAAAAUGUUCGGCCAGAACUUCGAGGGCUACAAGGAAGAGGAAGAGGCUGAUGUUCCGGCAGCUCCUACCCAGGAGUCUAAGCCGGAGGUCAAGGAGCAGGCUGAGAAGUUCUCUGGAAAGAAGUCCAAGGCCGCUGCAAAGACCGUCAAGAUGAAGUACCAGUUCCAGAUAAUGUUGGCCAUCGGAACGCCUAGGGAGGACAUUCAUCGGUUCGCGGAUGCCAACCAUUGGCUUCACCAUUUCCCCCCUCUGGCUAUGCAUGACCUUGAUAGCAUGGGUGCUGCUAUCGACUGGAGAAGGGAAUUCAUUACGACGGAUGCGAAUCCAUUUUACGAUGCUUUUAUCCGCUGGCAGAUGAACCGUCUUUAUGAGCUGGGUAAAAUCCAGUAUGGUAGCCGUUACACAGUGUACAGCCCGAAGGAUGGCCAACCCUGCAUGGACCACGACCGUACUGAGGGUGAGGGGGUUGGUCCCCAGGAAUACUCUGCUAUCAAGCUCCAGGUCAAGGAGUGGUCUCCCGCAGUUGCCGAGCUUGUCAAGGGCAAAAUUGAGGACGAUGCCAAGGUCUACUUCCUUCCCGCGACUCUGCGUCCAGAGACCAUGUACGGACAGACCAACUGUUUCGUUGGUCCCAAGAUUAACUACGGCCUCUUCAAGCUGAAAGAUAAGGAAUACGUUGUGGUUACUAAGCGUGCUGCUUGGAACAUGGCUUUCCAGGGUCAUUUCUUCUCCGGUGAUAACUUCCCCAAGACCCAGGAUCAGCUCCCUCUUGUCGUUGAGGCCCCUGGUUCAGUUUUUGUUGGCACAAAGGUCAAUGCUCCUAUGAGCCUCCAUACCGAGGGUGUUUACAUUCUUCCUAUGGACGGAGUUUCCGCCUCCAAGGGUACCGGCGUCGUCACCUCUGUUCCCUCGGACAGCCCUGAUGACUAUGCCACCCUCAUGGACCUGAUUAAGAAGGCCGAUUACUACGGAAUUAAGAAGGAGUGGGCCGAGAAGGAAAUUUACCCUCUCAUUGAAACUCCUACCUAUGGUAACUUGACUGCGCCCGCUCUUGUCAAGCAGCUUAAGAUCAACUCCCCCAAAGAUGUCAACCCUCUGGCUAAGGCUAAGGAGCUGGCUUACAUGGAGGGAUUCUAUAAGGGAACUAUGAUUGUUGGCGAGUUUAAGGGAGAGUCUGUCCAGGCCGCCAAGGACAAGAUUCGCCAGUCCCUCUACGCAAGUGGAGACGCUUUUCCCUUCGCUGACCCCAUGGGCAAGGUUGUUAGCCGUAGUGGUGAUGACUGUGUUGUUGCCUACCUGGGUCAGUGGUUCUUGAACUACGGUGAGAAUGAUGCCAAAUGGCAGCAGGAUACCCUCAACCACGUUGUCAACAACCUUAACACCUACUGCUCCGAGACCAAGAACGGUUUCGAGAAGAACCUGUCUUGGCUCAACCGAUGGGCUUGUGCCAGGACCUACGGUCUUGGAUCUAAGCUUCCUUGGGACCAGAAAUUCCUGGUUGAGUCUCUGAGUGACAGUACCAUCUACAUGGCCUACUACACUAUCGCCCAUUUCCUGCACGGUGAUCGUUACGGAAAGACUCCUGGUACCUUGAACAUUACCGCUGACCAAAUGAUUGACGAGGUCUGGGACUACAUCUUCACCCGCCGCGAGAUCAGCGACGAUCUGAUCUCCAAGAGUGGCAUCAGCAAGGAGUCUCUACAGCUCAUGCGUCGUUCUUUCACUUUCUUCUACCCUCUUGAUACAAGAGUUUCUGGAAAAGACCUUAUUCAGAAUCACUUGACCUUCUUCCUGUACAUUCACGUUGCCCUUUUCCCACCUGAGUACUGGCCUCGUGGAGUUCGUGCCAACGGUCACCUGAUGCUGAACGGUGAGAAGAUGAGUAAGAGUACCGGUAAUUUCCUGACUCUUAAGGAUGCCGUGGACAAGUUUGGUGCCGAUGCUACUCGUAUUGCUUUCGCCGAUGCUGGUGAUACCAUCGAGGACGCCAACUUCGACGAGACUGUUGCCAACAGUAACAUCUUGCGUCUUCACACCUUGAAAGGGUGGAUCGAUGAAAUUGUCAAGGACGAGACUCUCCGUACUGGCCCCGCUGAUACUUUUGUCGACAAGUUGUUCGAAAAUGAGAUCAACACUCUCGUCCGCGAGACACAAAAGCAUUACCAAGACACCAACUUCAAGCUUGCCCUGAAGUCCGGUCUGUUCGACUUGACCAGUGCUCGUGACGCCUACCGUGAGGCAUGCGCUGCGUCAGGCGUUGGUAUGAACCGCGAUGUCCUAUUGCGCUACAUUGAGCUCCAAGCCCUCAUGAUCACCCCUAUCGCACCUCACUGGGCUGAGUAUGUUUGGCUCGAGGUUCUGAAGAAGUCCGAGACUGUUACUUUCGCCAAGUGGCCCACCGUGCCCGAGCCUUCCCCCGAGCUCUCCGCCGCUCAGGCCUACGUCCGCAACACUUCCUCCGCCAUUCUCUCCGCCGAGUCCACAGUCGCCAAGCGUCUGUCCAAGGGUAAGAACCUUUCUUUCGACCCCCGCAAACCAAAGAAGGUCACCAUCUACGCUGCGAAGAAGUACCCCGUCUGGCAAGAGAAGUACAUCGACCUUGUCCGGGACGCCUUUGACUCCCUCAACAUCUCCUUCGACGACAAGGGUCUCAACGCCAAGAUCGGCAAGCUCGGUGAGAUGAAGAAGGCCAUGCCCUUCGUUCAGGGCCUUAAGCGCCGCCUCGUACAGGGCGGUGAGGCUCCAUCUACCGUCUUCGAGCGCAAGCUUCCUUUCGAUGAGUUCGCUGUUCUUUCCCAGAUUACUGAUGGAUUGAAGCGCUCGGCUGGUUUCAAGGAGGUUGAGGUUAUUGCUGUUGAUGAGGGUGGUAAGACUGGUGAGGUUGUUGGUACCGGUGAGAAGAAGGAGGGUCUUACUGCUGAGAACUCUGUUCCUGGUCAGCCUACCUUCUCUUUCUCCAAUAUUGAGUAG
This is a messenger RNA of Penicillium angulare, 3381 nucleotides long. Its product is annotated as leucine--tRNA ligase CDC60. Lineage: Eukaryota; Fungi; Ascomycota; Eurotiomycetes; Eurotiales; Aspergillaceae. Gene Ontology annotation, biological process: leucyl-tRNA aminoacylation. The record is from RefSeq and is a predicted model, not a curated record. The transcript is spliced from 7 exons. Gene Ontology annotation, molecular function: aminoacyl-tRNA deacylase activity; ATP binding; leucine-tRNA ligase activity. The coding region runs from base 1 to 3381 and encodes 1126 amino acids.